Molecule: messenger RNA, 1554 nt
Organism: Metarhizium brunneum ARSEF 3297
Lineage: Eukaryota; Fungi; Ascomycota; Sordariomycetes; Hypocreales; Clavicipitaceae
Gene: tpsA
Product: Alpha,alpha-trehalose-phosphate synthase [UDP-forming] 1
Biological process (GO): cellular response to heat; trehalose biosynthetic process
Cellular component (GO): cytosol; alpha,alpha-trehalose-phosphate synthase complex (UDP-forming)
Molecular function (GO): trehalose-phosphatase activity; alpha,alpha-trehalose-phosphate synthase (UDP-forming) activity
Source: RefSeq, a predicted model, not a curated record
AUGACUGCAGACACCAGUGUCGCAGAUGGCCUUGCGCCAGAAAUCCACGGCCGGCUCCUCCUCCUCUCGAACCGUCUCCCCAUCACCAUCAAGCGCUCCGAUGACGGCAGCUACACAUUCUCCAUGUCCUCCGGCGGCUUGGUCACCGGCCUUAGCGGCCUCAGCAAGACCACUAGCUUCCAGUGGUACGGAUGGCCGGGUCUCGAAGUCCCUGACAAUGAAGUCGCCGACAUGAAGCAGCGCCUGAAGGACGAAUACGGCGCGCACCCAGUAUUUAUCGACGACGAGCUCGCCGAUAGACAUUACAACGGAUUUUCAAACUCCAUCCUCUGGCCCCUCUUCCACUACCACCCCGGCGAAAUCACCUUUGAUGAAUCCGCAUGGGCAGCCUACCAAGAAGUAAACCAUCUCUUCGCCCAGACCGUCAUCAAGGACGUUCAAGAUGGCGACCUCAUCUGGGUCCACGACUACCACCUCAUGCUCCUCCCGCAGAUGCUGCGGGAAGAAAUCGCCAAGACCAACAAGAAGGUCAAGAUUGGCUUCUUCCUGCACACGCCGUUUCCCAGCAGCGAAAUCUACCGUAUCUUGCCCGUUCGUGAACCUCUGCUCCGCGGCCUGCUGGACUGCGACCUGAUUGGGUUCCACACGUACGACUAUGCACGUCAUUUCCUGAGCAGCUGCUCCCGCAUCUUGGGCACGCAUACCACGCCCAAUGGCGUCGACUGGAACGGACGCUUCGUCACCAUUGGUGCGUUCCCCAUAGGCAUCGACCCGGACAAAUUUGUCGAAGGGCUCAAGAAACCGUCUGUGCAGGAACGCAUCGCGACACUGAACCGCAAAUUCGAAGGUGUCAAGUUGAUUGUCGGCGUCGACAGACUGGAUUACAUCAAGGGAGUGCCACAGAAGCUGCACGCCUUGGAAGUAUUCCUAACCGAACACCCUGAAUGGAUCGGCAAAAUCGUUCUCGUCCAGGUCGCCGUCCCCUCGCGCCAAGAUGUGGAAGAGUAUCAGAAUCUCCGCGCCGUGGUCAACGAGCUCGUCGGCCGCAUCAACGGCAAAUUCGGCACCAUUGAAUUCAUGCCCAUCCACUUCCUCCACCAGUCCGUCUCCUUUGACGAACUAACCGCCCUCUACGCCGUAUCAGACGUAUGCCUCGUCUCCUCGACCCGCGAUGGCAUGAACCUCGUCUCAUACGAAUACAUUGCCACGCAGCGAGAACGCCACGGUGUCAUGAUUCUCUCCGAAUUCACCGGCGCCGCACAGUCUCUUAACGGGAGUCUCAUCGUCAAUCCAUGGAACACGGAGGAACUGGCCAAUGCCAUCCAUGAUGCCGUCACCAUGAGUCCUGAGCAGCGGGCGGCGAACUUUAAGAAACUGGAACGCUAUGUCUUCAAGUACACCAGCGCAUGGUGGGGAACCAGCUUCGUGUCUGAAAUGACUCGCCUUGAUUCGAACAAUGUCCAGCCCAAGACGUUGCGGAACGUGUCUGGCGCCGUUGUUGGGCCGGGCCAGGACGAAGAUGAGGCUGUUUCGCCUACGCAGAACAACCCAUGA